Messenger RNA from Trametes versicolor FP-101664 SS1, 687 nucleotides. RefSeq lists its product as uncharacterized. NCBI's taxonomy places the organism in Eukaryota, Fungi, Basidiomycota, Agaricomycetes, Polyporales, Polyporaceae. The transcript has a single exon. The record is from RefSeq and is a predicted model, not a curated record. The annotation marks the transcript as partial.
CUGCGUAAAUCUGCCCUGCGGGGGAUAAAGAUCCCGGGUGAGGCGGAACGGCUGGUUGCUAAACUGUUCGCGGACGAUACGACGGUCUACCUGAGUGGCGAUGACGACUACAGCUGUGUACAGGAUCUAGCUGCGACAUGGUGUAGAGUGUCAAGGGCGAGAUUCAAUGAGGAGAAGACUGAGAUCUUACCGAUUGGAGCUGAAUCGUACCGUAACACUGUGUGCCUGACGCGCAAGCUGAGCCCACUCGCCCCCCCAAUCCCUGACUCCGCGCACAUAGUCCGCGACGGGGAGGCCAUCAGAUCUCUCGGGGCGUGGAUAGGCAACGGGAUUGAUGUGGCCGCGCCCUGGGCGCCCGUAUUGUCUACAAUCACCACGAACCUGGCAAAGUGGGGACGGGGCAAACCUACCCUGAACGGCCGCAAACUGGCCAUUGGAAUUGAGGUGGCGGGGCGAACCCAGUUCCGUGCCACGGUACAAGCAAUGCCAGCGAGUGUUGAGCAACGCUUGACGAGGAUUGUAUCCGACUUCCUAUGGAACGGGGACGCCCACCCGCGCGUGGCGCGUGAACAAACGUACCUGCCGAUUGCAGAGGGGGGCCUUAAGCUCCUUGACAUCAAGGCAUGGAAUGAAGCGAUUGCGCUCAUGUGGCUCAAGACCUACCUUGCUGUUGGAUUGAAGAGACCG